AUGGGCAACUGCGGUAGUUCUUUGGAUUGUGCUGCGUGUGGCAACAUCCGAAACGGUGGAAAGUGCGCAAAGGACUUGAAGUUCAACGCAGAUAUCGCAGGUAUUGGGGUCCUCGUAUCGUUCUACUUCAGCGCUUUGGUCGUUUUCUUAGUGGUGAUUUGGGGGUACUUGACUGCAACCUUACCUACAGGUCUGCUACAGGAAACUGAUCAGCAUGCACUCAAACUACUCAAGAAGCCUUUCAAGCGAGAUAAAAGGCAUGUCGGUGCGGAAACCCCAAUACCAAUACAAAUGUCGGCACGGCAGGGGCGCAGCGAUGUUCUUGUCAGCUUCAUCAAGAUGCUGAGCGACCAACAACUCAUAACUGGAUUGUCCAUACUGAUUGCUGCGCUUUCAAGUCAAUGUGUCAUAUCUCAACGUGAGUGGCACAUAGUUACAUCAUUAGCUUAUUUCUCAGCUACCACCCACAGCUUAUCACUCGAUGUACUACGAAACUACCUAGUUGAGCACAUUUGGGUCAGGUACUGUCGUAUAACUUUCACGCUUAUUUUUCUUGCCUUCUUUACCUUCGCAUUUCUCGUGGAUCAUUUGCCGGCGUGGCAGGAUCAGAUCGUCCACUGCUUAUUGUUGGAUUGGAGGUCACAACCUGGACUUUUGCAAAUCAGCACCCUCAUGAUCAAUGUCGUCCCUGUAUUGAUAAUCUUAUGGGGCAAACAUCUUUCAGCUAUGGCUCGAUUGAUUGCUCCGGAAGCCAUUCACCACCGCCAUGUUACUACGACAAUGGUAGAUCGCAUGUCAAUGUACUUCUGGAGCUGGACGAACAACAUUUCCAUGUCAGAGUCCGCAAACAUCGUCGCAGAUGCGCGUCGUCUUUAUGGUAUCGCAAUCAGACCAUCAAACACCAAAACACGAAUAUCGGUGUGGUACUUCCUCGAGCAGUAUCAUGAGGCGUAUCUUUCCGAACUUCCUGUAUGGGCGUUCCAGUUUGCUUAUGGGACGACAAAUACGAUCCAAGCGGUAUGGGGUGUUGAUGCAUGGGGUACCGACGUCGAGGAUGAGACUACAACCCUCGGCUUCGGUCAAGUCGUCGCUAUAGGUUUACUCGUCCUUCCACUAAUUACUUUAACCGAACUCAUAAAUGGUGAGUACCUUCCAUGGUCUCAUGGCCGCUCUACUGACCAAGUCAAGAGCAAAGCACAUCGUCUAGACUCCACCUUCCACAAAGCCAUGAACUUUCGCAGCCGAUAG
Messenger RNA from Alternaria arborescens, 1248 nucleotides. RefSeq lists its product as hypothetical. The transcript has 2 exons. The record is from RefSeq and is a predicted model, not a curated record. NCBI's taxonomy places the organism in Eukaryota, Fungi, Ascomycota, Dothideomycetes, Pleosporales, Pleosporaceae. The coding region runs from base 1 to 1248 and encodes 415 amino acids.